AUGAGAAAAACUCCUUUCGGCCUAAUCGAUCGAAACAUCAGAUUUCAGAGAAGGGAUUUUCUUACGCCUCUCGAUCAGAAACCAUCGUCCCUUGAACUCGAUCCCUCCAUCGUCCAAUUUCAGAACCAGUCCUGUCGACCUACCUCAGCCGCGAUCGCCAUCGGAGAAGAGAACUCCGCCCCUCUGUUCGUACGUCCGAGCAGGUCUAGAAAAGCCAUCCGCCUUUGCCCCGCCACCAGUUUCCAUCGCCGGCGAGCAGCAGGUUCCUCGUCCACUCGCGAGCAGUACCGCCGACGAACCGACGAACAAGACGAGAUGAAUUCUAGUCGGCGACCUUCACAAGCAGCAACGGCGAUCAUUCCAUCGAACCUCCAUCGCGAGUUGCAGCAAGCGACCCGAACAUCAGCGGCACCAUGUCGGCCCUCGUUCAGCGGCCCAAACAAUAGUGGCGUCCCUCGCCGGCCCGUUUGUUUCACAACAGCCCCUCGCCAGAUCUUUACACGCAAGCAGCCGUAUAGAACCUUUGCUUGCACGAUACGACGCCGCCACGACCCUUACCGUCGGGACAUUUGUAUCUGCCGGCGACGCCUUACGCAUUCGAGCACCCUGCCGGCGACGCCUUACGCAUUUGAGCACCCCCGUGUGAGUGAAAUUCCCCGUCGGCAAUCAUCGAGCAAACUUGGGCCCACCGAACAACAACUAUGCUUCAGUCGGGCGCCAAGCAGGCCCGUUCGAAUCUUGCAGCAAACCGCCGUUCGUUAUUCGCGUGACAACAGGCCUGUUUUCUUGUUCCUGAGCAGCAGCUGGGAGUUUUGCCAACGAGCAGUGGUCGGGUUCUUUUCUAGUCGAGCCGUUUUGCAGAGAGCUUUAUUACCCAGUUGUAGCCGUCCCGUUUUGCCGUUCAGCGGCACCAUCCUUGUUGCUGAGCGGCAACCGUAUCUCGGUUUCCCUCGUCAAGAAGUAGCAGCAGCCCGGCCGCGAGCUAGUUCGUCACCGAACCAAGAAGCAGGCAGGCCCUUAGCCAAGAGCCGAGAACCGUCCGAGGCCUUUCUUCUUUCGUUUCUUUCUAGCCGUUUGUUUAACCACACAGAAGGGUGUGUGGAAAUUUUUAGGGCUCUUGCACUAUUUGACCCUCUUAGGCAUGACAGUGCUGAGACUAUCAGAAGGGCGCUGGGCGUAAAUGUUAAAAUGAUAACUGGUGAUCAGCUAGCUAUUGGAAAAGAAACAGGACGUCAGUCCAUUACUGCUAUGCUUAUUGAUGAAUUGAUCGAGAAGGCCGAUGGCUUUGCUGGAGUUUUCCCUGAGCAUAAGUAUGAAAUCGUUAAGCGUUUGGAAGCUCGUAAACAUAUAUGUGGAAUGACUGGUGACGGGGUGAAGGAUGCUCCUGCCCUUAAAAAGGCUGAUAUGCUGAUGCUGCUGAUGCAGCCAGAAGUGUAUCUGAUAUCAUGCUGA
Striga asiatica is the source of this 1452-nucleotide messenger RNA. NCBI's taxonomy places the organism in Eukaryota, Viridiplantae, Streptophyta, Magnoliopsida, Lamiales, Orobanchaceae. The record is from the annotation of a GenBank genome assembly.